ACUUGCACUGCCCAUGACUACGAGGGGAGCUUACACUGGAUAUGACCCAAAUCCCACCCUCUCAACUGACCUAAUAUGUGGUCAGCAACGAUCGGCUUCGGUUUGUAGCACAUUACGCGUCGCGCUCAGAUGGAGCAAGGAGCACGGCUACAGAGUCUCGGCAAAACCAAACUCGUUCAGAUACUGGUCAUCUUCAUCAUUUCCACGAAGUGCAGCACGAGGCCAUCGUCCCAUUUCCGUCCUGCUGCGCACAUCACGCUCACUUGGCGGGGAUCCAUCUUGACUCUCAGCCCCCUUUUGUGUUCCCUUUAUCCCAUGCUUCACCAUCGAACGAAUCAUCUUGACCGAUGUGGUUGCCAAGACUCGCUGCGAAGAGAUUACCAUGUAGGGGCAGACGCAAAUCGGUCCCAUCUCACUCGGUCAAAGGGCCCGACUCCCCGGACUUCGGGAAAAAAACAUAUGACAUCACCCUGGGCAUGGGGGCGGCCGCCAGCCAAGGGGAUAGAUCCCGGCAACUCCCCCUCCCCCUUGCAUCCGUUGCGGAAAGCUUCCCGUAGUUAUUACAUCGCAACUGCUACUUGCUGAGGCCCCCCCUCCCUUGGCUUCCCCGAUACCCCCCCCAUCCUUGUCCUGCGAGUGAGGCUCCCACCAUUUCCAGGAAACCCAACAGAUACCCUGGCUUGGCAUUACUGGAAUCCUGAGUAGGAUCACACUGGCCGUCGAGGGGCCUCGUUCCAAGCGACCCCCUCAAAAGCGAACCGCAUUGUUCUGUGCAGUAGUAGCUCAGCGUCCUUUGUCAAAGGACCAAAAAAACAACGUAAAUGAACU
This is a messenger RNA of Microdochium trichocladiopsis, 828 nucleotides long. RefSeq lists its product as uncharacterized. The transcript has a single exon. NCBI's taxonomy places the organism in Eukaryota, Fungi, Ascomycota, Sordariomycetes, Xylariales, Microdochiaceae. The record is from RefSeq and is a predicted model, not a curated record. The coding region runs from base 130 to 585 and encodes 151 amino acids.